Molecule: messenger RNA, 2182 nt
Organism: Bursaphelenchus okinawaensis
Lineage: Eukaryota; Metazoa; Nematoda; Chromadorea; Rhabditida; Aphelenchoididae
Source: the annotation of a GenBank genome assembly
AUGCCCCUGUUCCUGAUCAGUCGCUUGGGUAACGAUAGUUGCCCAUUCAACUUCUCAGUUUGGCUGACAAAUAGUCGGCAAAGGUUUAAGUUUUGAGGAUGAUUUUCUAAGUUGCAAGCCGUAUUUAAAUAUUUUCUGUAUAGUAGCUUUUAAAAAGACUUAUUCCAGCACCAUAAUUGAUUAAUUGUUUAUAGUAUGAUUGUUACUGUAUCUUGCAUUAUGGUAAAAAAGAGUUCUUUUUUUUUCCAAAAAUUGAAUGAAAAAAUCAAUAUUUUUAAAACUGAUGUAAAUGUAGGAAAUAUGAAUAGCAUAAUAAAAAUGCUUCAUGUCAAGAAAAUAACAUUUUAAGAUUCGAGCCUACAAUGGCUACUUUAACAAAUGAUGUCAGACGGCUGAUGGAAAACAUUGGUGACAUGGACAAAAUAAAGCGAGAACUUUUGGCUAUGAAUUUCGAUGUUAAUGAAUACCCUGUGCGUAAGUGUCGACGCUUGUUUUAAAGGAAAGUGAAUUGUUUCGGAGUCAAUUUACCAACUUUGGCAUUAAACGUUGCAGUUACACCUGUAUAUAUAAUAUUUUCAUAAAUUGUGCGGUUUUUGUUUAAAUUUUUCUCAUUUUUGAAAAAAUUGAUGUUUUUGAAACUAGUUUUGAUAGGACUUUAUAUGUUAACAUUAAGUUACGUGUAACAUUGAGUUAUGUGAAAUUCGGCAUUAUUUUUCAGAUUGUCUGACAAAAGACUUUAUCAUGAAAGGUUAUCAACAUCUAACUCAAGUUGAACAAUAUGUCUUGAGAGGAGACAUUCGCAGCCUAGCAUUUCAAUCCACACUCCAUGACUAUUUCAGAACUAUCCCAAGAUUACCGUAAAUUUUUUAUGUUGAUAUGAUGAUUGCUCGCAAAGUUACGUUAGUUUGAAAUAGUCUAAAAACCAAAAAAUUGCGGGCCUUUCUAGAAAACAUUUUUUAUUUUUACAAGAAAACCUUAAAAAUUGUAAAAUAAUCAAGUUUGCAUCGCUUUUUAAUAUUUUCUUCGACUUCCAGACCCCCAGAUACUCGUUUCAUUGACCGAGCCUUCAUUGAACGCGAAGCCGGGUUAUUGAAGAAUCUAUACGUGGCUAUGGUACUUCAACAAGCCUACCAGAGUUAAGGCGAUAAAGCGAGCCAAUUACUGUCGAAAUCUCAAUGUGAAAUCGAACUUCUGGACCGGAACAGUCGCGUGCACCAGAUUUUGGAGAACUACUUGUUGAACAGUCAAGGAGAUCACGGUUUUUCGUUGAAAUUGAGAAAUAUCUUCCGUGUUAACAAGAAAGAAGGAUACAAUCCGUACAUGGGCAAUGAGUAGGUUUUUUUUGUUAUUGAAAUUACAGUGACUUAUAAUUGGAAUAUAUAGAGGGGCAACUUGUAGUGGUACAAUAGUUUGUUUUAAAAGGUUUUAAAAAAUUAAAAAUUAUUUGUUUUUCAGAAUGGUUCUGUGGCACGGCUCCAAGACCACAAGCUACAGUGCUAUCUUACAGUGUUCUUUGAACAAAGCUCCGCCUGAAGCUCCAAUGGUAUGUUGUAAUAUAUAUUUAUAGGACAUCUUUAUUCCUUUUUCUUCGGUGAAUUAAAAAAUUGUUAAAAAUAUGAAAAAAGACUACUUUCACCUCUUACUGACUACGAAAAGCAUUUUUCAGAGCGGCCACAUGUUUGGUAAAGGAAUUUACUUUUCUGAUUGCUCGACUAAGGCUGCGCAGUACUGUCACGUUCCACGGGGUGGUACUGGCUAUUUGAUGUUAUGUCUUGUGGCAUUGGGAAAGAGCAAGAACCUGAUUAAAGGUGACUACUCUGCUACACAGCUACAAAAUGAAUAUCACAGUGUUACGGGCAUGGGAAAACAUACAUUUGCUUCGUAUGAUGCACAGCUGUAUGUUUCUAAAGCUUAAAGGUCUUGUCAAAUAGACAUGAAAGGGCCCUAUAUUUUAAUUCAAAGAUACGACAGUUUACAUAUUCUAAUUUCCACAUUUUACUUUUAUGAUAGUUUUAAAAUUUUUGUAUUCAGAUGUUAUGGUGAGAGAGAUUUACUUGUACCAACCGGAAAAUUGGUCCGAAGACCAUCACCUGAUCAAUAUACCCUUCAGUACAACGAAUACGUUGUCUACGACCAGUCUCAAGUCAGAAUGGCUUUUCUUUUGGAAGUGGAGUUCUACUAA